This is a messenger RNA of Branchiostoma belcheri (Belcher's lancelet), 2258 nucleotides long. Its product is annotated as protein C19orf12 homolog. Bases 643 to 1062 code for a protein of 139 amino acids. The transcript is spliced from 3 exons. The record is from RefSeq and is a predicted model, not a curated record. NCBI's taxonomy places the organism in Eukaryota, Metazoa, Chordata, Leptocardii, Amphioxiformes, Branchiostomatidae.
CCGAUUUAGUUCAGUGCCCAGAAGUGGUCUUUUAGUCUUGCAUUGAGCAAGGACUGGACAUUACACAAUGUCAUUGCAUUGAGGAAAUUCAUCACAAAUGUAUUCUUGCAAGAUUUUUUUUGUAUGUCAACUCUUAUAUUGGUCAAUUUUGGGUAUAAGCAAUAAUGGUGAACUGAUCUAUUUUUGUAAACAUCAUGAAUAUCAUAAUAUUUAUCGAUAUAAAAAUGCAUUAGACAGCCACCCCUAUGUUGAUACUGGUUUGUCCCUACCAAACCCGGAAGUAUCACCCGGAAGUGAUCGUCCAUUGGCAGUAUACAUUGCGCGGGAUUUCCCCUGUACAAAGGUCUACGCAUAUACAUCAGAAAAAUCCCAGAGCUUUUCAAUACCUGUUCACUUUUACAAGACGACAGUACCGCGUUGAAGAUUUAACAACACGAAAGACAGUCCUAGACGACAUUCCCUUCGGAUAAUCUUGUUAAGAGAGAGGCAACGACAGAAAAGUUGCAGGCCUGACGGUUGUGAAAGUCAGCCAUUUCAACUGGACAUCUCCAGGUUUUACCAGUAGUUGAGCUACUCAUACUUUUAUAACACAGAGAAGACUGCCAAUCAACCACCAGGUGUGCAUAUCUUGGGUAGAGAAGGAUGCCCAUCAGACUUGAUCAUGUGAUGCACCUGCUUAGCUCUCUGGCUCAGGAGGAGAAUCUCCGAGUUGCAGUGAAAGAGUCGAUGAAGGGAGGACUUCUCACGGGGUUAGUAGCAGCUGCAGGAGGUCUGCUGGGAGGACCACCUGGUCUGGCUGUUGGUGGAGCAGUGGGAGGAGCCUUGGCUGCCUGGUCGUCAGCCGGCAGGUUCAAGUCUGUGGCCACCAUCAUCCUGGAGAUGGACCAGGACCAGCAGCUGCGGCUGUACAACGCAGUCUGGUCCAUUCUGGAGGGAAUCACUGCAGAUGACUUGGUAACCCUGCAGGCCUUGGUGAGAGGAGAUGCCAUGAUGAGGAAAAUGCUGCUGGAUGCUCUAGUCGGAUAUGUACAACAAGACAUGGGCAUGACUAUAUUGGACUGACAUCACAUUACACUAACAUAAGAUUUAGUGGGGUUAUUUUUAGAAUCCAGUUUGGAAUCCAGACCAAAUGUCCAUUGUGGCUCAGAUAAUAAUUCAUGCUCAGGAAAAGUUUUGUGACAACAUCUACACAAAUUGUAGGACUGUGGACCAAGAUUCAAAAGUUCUGUGAAACCAAGGAGGUUACAUUUUACAUGUGUAAGGUAUAUAACCUCCUUGGUGAAAUCAAAUCUGUUGAUCAAGCAGGGCUUGCCCUAGCCAUCCCACUUGUAAUCAUUUAACCUGAGUGAACUAGUAAAUAAUGGAGAGGCACUAGUAUUUCUUUGUUGAGGCUGUAAGCUGAUAUAGGAUGUCAGUAUGUGAUCUUCAUCUCAAGGAGGAAGUUACAUGCUGCUGGAAAACUGCAUGUAGUGAUUCAUAAGUGUUUUAGCCAUGUCCUUACGAUACAAAUAUUGCUAUCCAGAUUAUUUCUUAGGCCUAUCUUACGUAGAUAUUAUUGAAGGUGACAGUCAGAAAAUAGACUGACAGUCAGAAAAUAGACUGACACUGACACCACUUAACUAGGGGUUAACUGUUCAAAACAGUGUUUAAUUUUAUUUUUAGUCUUUAUGUCUUGUGACUAUAUACCAGAUAUCAGUGUGUUAUUUUGAAAUGAUGAAAUGUAAGGCCAGUAUCUAGUCUAGCCAACACAAACUUCAACCAUAAAAGUCCUGAUGGGGCCACCUCAGUCACAAUCUGUUGCUAUGAUGAAGAACAAACUACACACAUGCUUACUCUGAUCAGAAAGCUUACAGAUGUAGUGCCAUAGAUAUUCCUUAGCGUGCAAAUUUUGACUUCUCAUGAUGCUGUCUGUCAGAGAUGACUGCCCUCAUGAAUGCUGUGACCAUAUCAAGCACCAAUAGUGGCUGUAGGUUCACAAACAUACAUUACUUUAAUAAUGAAGUGAAAACUACAAAUCAUAGAAAAGGUGUUUGGAAAGUGUAGAAUAUAGCAGUGCCUUCAAUGUCGUUCAAUGUCAUGUCUGAUUCUGUAAAACUAUAGAACAAUAAAUAUCAUUUGUCUCACUUUGUUGAUGCAUGUUUCAUAAAAAAUAAACUGUUGAUGAUGUACUGUUGGAAAACAACUGUAUGUUCCACUGGACAAAUACGACCACUGGAAGUUAAAGCUACCAUUGGAGCCACAAUUAGCCAAAUACACAU